Closterium sp. NIES-65 is the source of this 4467-nucleotide messenger RNA. NCBI's taxonomy places the organism in Eukaryota, Viridiplantae, Streptophyta, Zygnematophyceae, Desmidiales, Closteriaceae. The record is from the annotation of a GenBank genome assembly.
AUGCGCGGCAGGAGCGAUAGCGAUUCCGAGAGGGAGGAAGAUUUUAGGAGGAGGCGUGGGCGUAAAGAGCGCAACGACAGCCCCGAUUCUAUCGAUGGUGACUCUAGCGGGAGUGACGAGGACGUGCGGGAUGAAGGGCGCGGAAAGGGGAAACGGAACGCGCGGGGCGCUGGGGCAGAUGGGCGGAAGGAUGAGCGGAAGAGCCGCGGAGAGCCUGAGAGUCCAGUGGAGGACGACGGGGGAAGGCGGGGAGCGGGGAAGCAGGGAAGGGGAGGCGGAGAUGGGGGCCCGGGAAAUGCGCGCCGCAGGGGGAGGCACGACUCGGACGAUGAGAGCGACGAAGAUAGGGGCGGUAGCGAUGGCGGAAAAGGGGGCGGAAGGGGUGGCGGAAGGGGCGGAAAGGGGAAGGCGCGGGAGGAUUUCGAGGAGGAGCGUACGGAAACGAAGAAGAGAGUAGGAGGACGAAGGGGAGAGAGGGAUCGUGAGGAGGACGAGGAGGAGGAGGAGGGGGGUGAGCGGUGGGAGAUGGGUGGGGGGAGGGAGAGGGUGCGGGUUGGGCGGAAGGAGAAGCGCGGGGAGGAGGGGAGGCGCGGGGGUCGCGCGGAGAGCGAGGAGCGGGAGGAGCGUGAUAAGGGUGAGGGGAGGAGGGAGAGAGAUCAGAUGAGGGCGAGGGAUGGCUUGGGGGAAGGUGAGCGCGAGCGAGAUGUGAUUAGGGGCAGGGAGGGCGGGAGGGGACGAGGAAGGGAUGACGUGGAUGGGAGGCGAAGGGAGAGAGAGGAUGAUGGUGGCAGGGAUAGGCGACGGGAUGGCGAGAUGGAGAGGGAGAGGGAGCGAGACGGCAGGAGGGGGAGGGACAGGUCGGGCCGGCACAGGCAGGGAGGGUCCGAUUCGGAUGGGAGUGAGAGCAGCGGCGAGUGGGAGAGGGAGCGAGAGAGGGAGAGGGGGGGGAUAAGGGGGAGAGGAAGGGAAGAUAGGCACAGGAGGCAUGCGGAAGGUAGGCGAGAGGAGGGGCGGCGAGAUAGGGGGAGGGGCGAGUGGGAGGGAGAGGAGAGGCGGGGCGACGGGCGGGGGGCUCCCGUGCGCGCACCCAAUGCUGAUGCUGCCGCCACUCCUGCCCCCGCCGCUGCUGCCACUGCUGGCGGAGCAGUAGGCCCAGGCGCAGGUCCGGCUGCAGGCAAGGCAUCAGCAGCGCGGGACACAGGGCGCACGGGAGGCGCGUACAUCCCGCCGUUCAAGCUGGCGCGCAUGCUACAGGAGGUGAACGACCGCAGCAGCGCGGAGUACCAGCGGCUCACGUGGGACGCGCUGCGCAAGUCCAUCAAUGGGCUGGUCAACAAAGUCAACGCGUCCAACAUCAAGAACAUCAUCCCCGAGCUCUUUGCCGAGAACCUCGUGCGCGGCAGGGGGCUGCUGUGCCGCGCGUGCAUCAAGUCGCAGAUGGCAAGUCCGACGUUCACUCACGUGUUUGCGGCGCUGGUUGCGGUGGUGAACACAAAGUUUCCCGAGCUGGGCGAGCUGCUGCUGAAGAGGAUCAUUCUGCAGUUUCGAAGGGCGUUUCGGCGCAACGAUAAGAUGGCCAGUCCGAUUUUCACGCACGUGUUUGCGGCGCUCGUGGCGGUGGUGAAUACCAUGUUUCCCGAGUUAGGGGAGCUGCUGCUGAAGAGGAUCAUUCUGCAAUUUCGCAGGGCGUUCAGACGCAACGACAAGGUGAGAGGGGAAGGAACAAACUGGUCUCGGUUUUCUGUUCACCGGAUUUCUGUUGCUCGGGACUUUGUUGGCUGGGAACCUGUUGUUUGCGGCGCUGGUGGCAGUGGUGAAUACCAAUUUCGCGGAGCUGGGAGAGCUGCUGCUGAAGAGGAUCAUCAGGCGGCGUUCCGGCGCAACGACAAGCCGGUGCUGGUGGCAGCGUGUCGCUUCCUGGAGCACCUUUGCAACCAGCAGGUGGCUCACGAGAUCCCGGUGCUGGUGGCGGCGUGUCGCUUCCUGGCGCACCUCUGCAACCAGCAGGUGGCUCACGAGAUCGUGGCGCUCGAGCUGCUCACACUGCUGCUGGAGACGCCCACGGAUGAUAGUGUGGAGGUGAGGGCUGGGGAAGGUGGCAGUGAGCUUCGUGAAGGAGUGCGGCGCCGUGCUGCACGACCUCCGUCUCUCUCCCCCCCUCCCAUCUCUUCCACACUCAAUCACACACACGUCCACCCUUUCCACUCCCGACGACUCCCAAUCACUCCCAACCAGGUGGCAGUGAGCUUCGUGAAGGAGUGUGGCGCCAUGCUGCAGGACCUCUCGCCCCAGGGCCUUCACAGCAUAUUCGAGCGCUUCCGCGGCAUUCUGCACGAGGGGGAGAUCGACAAGCGCGUGCAGUUCACCAUCGAGGGGCUCUUUGCCAUCCGCAAGGCCAAGUUCGAGCUCACCAUCGAGGGGCUCUUCGCGAUUCGCAAGGCCAAGUUCGAGGUGCGUGCCCGUGAUGUGGGGGAGUACCUCACCAUCGAAGGUCUCUUUGCCAUCCGCAACGCCAAGUUUGAGGUGCGUGUGAUGGGGUGGGGGAGGGGGAUCAGAUCUUGCACGAGCUCUCAACAUCUCACGCGCACCCUGCUGGCCUCAUGCUCACGUCUUCACACCCCUCCCGAUGCUCGUCUCUCCCCCUCCCAGGGCUUCCCAGCGCGGCUCCCCGAGCUUGACCUGAUAGAGGAGGAGGGUCAGAUCAGCUCUCAAUUUCUCCCCCUGCUGACUUCAUGCACUCCUCUUCCCGUCCCUCCCUCCCAUGUCUCUUACCCUCUCCACGGCUUCCCAGCCGUGCAGCGUGGGAUCGAUCUGGAGGAGGGCUUCCCAGCAGUGCUGCCCGAGCUGGAUCUGGGCUUCCCAGCGGUGCUGCCAGAGCUGGAUCUGGUGGAGGAGGAGGAUCAGAUCACGCACGAGCUCUCGCUGGAGGAGCCGUAUGACCCCGAGACUUCACUCGACGUGUUCAAGUUCGACCCGGACUACCUUGCAAACAAGCAGCGUUACAAGGAGAUCAAAGCAGAGAUCCUGGGGGAUGAGGAGGAGGAUGAGGACGAGAAGGGCGAAGGGGGGGGUGAUGAUGACGACGAUGACGAGGAUGAGGAGAGCAGUGAGGAGGAAGAGGACGAGGAGGAGCAGGCGAAGCAGCAGGAGAUUCGCGACGAGACGGAGACCAACCUGGUGAAUCUGCGGCGCACCAUUUACCUGACCAUCAUGGCUUCAGUUAACUUUGAGGAGGCGGGCCACAAGCUGAUGAAGGUCAACCUGCAGCCGGGGCAGGAGAUGGAGUUGUGUGAGAUGCUGCUCGCCUGCUGCUCCCAGGAGCGCACCUACCUGCGCUACUACGGGCUGCUGGGCCAGCGCUUCUGCAUGCUGAACCGCGCCUACCAAGAGUGUUUCGAGCAGUGCUUCGUAAAGCAGUACAGCAUGAUUCACCGCCUCGAGACCAACAAGCUGCGCAACGUCGCCAAGCUCUUUGCUCAUUUCCUCGCCACCGAUGCCAUGCCGUGGGCGCUGCUCUCUUAUAUUCGCUUGACCGAAGAGGACACCUCCUCCUCGUCCCGUAUUUUCAUCAAGAUCAUGUUCCAGUGGGCUCUCUUCGCCCACUUCCUCGCCACUGACGCCAUGCCGUGGGCGCUGCUCUCCUACAUUCGCCUCACUGAAGAAGACACCUCAUCAUCGUCCCGUAUCUUCUUCACGAUCAUGUUCCAGAUGCGCUUCAGAACAAGCAGGCGUGCACUGCACUCAGAGCAGCUUGGGCUGCGCAAGAUGAACGAGAGGCUCAGCGACCCGACCAUGGGGGCGGCGUUUGACGGCAUUUUCCCCAAAGACACGCCCAAGAACACGCGCUUCGCUAUUAACUUCUUCACUUCUAUCGGUCUGGGAGGGCUGACAGACAACCUGAGGGAACACCUGAAGAACAUGCCGAAGCUGAUCAUGCAGCAACAGAAGCCUGUUCAGGUGUCCGAGAAGUCGGCUGCUGAUUCACGAGAUCAGGGCGAACCACGAGGCCCGGCUGUUACAUUGGCUUCUGUAUCGAGAGACGACUACGCUCAUACCUCCCGUUCCGCUUCCCGCUCCCCCCUCCCCCACGAACAGGUGCAAGGCCUGCUGGACCAGAACCCGCUGCUGAUACACGAGAUCAAGGCGAACCACGAGGCGAGGCAGCUGAGUUGGCUUCUGUGCAGACCGACCUACGAUGUCGUGCAAGGCCUGCUGGACCAGAACCGGCUGCUGAUUCACGAGAUCAAGGCGAACCACGAGGCGCGGCUACCGGAUGGGCUCAUGCGCAACGUGACCCUUAUCAGAGAGCUCAACUCCAACGUCACCAAGGUCGUAGACCUGUACGCUGACAUCUCCCGCACCUUCGUGCGCACCUUUGGCAGCUCUGCAGCUGCCCGCGCCUCUCCUGGCGCUGCUGGGGGGGAUGCUGCUGCUGCCGGGGCUGUGGGGGGCGACAGUGACGGCUAG